AUGACAUCCAUAAAUUCCGAAUAUUUAUUACAAGAAUUAUCUACAGAUUUACACACGCAUUUGAAGUCAAGUAAUGAUUAUGAUGUUCUUAUUCAAGUUGGUCAAGGUCUUCGUUUAAGAAAUUUUAAAGUUCACUCAGUUAUUCUAAGAGCGAGAUCCCUUUAUUUUCGAAGUAUUCAAUUAAGUCAAUAUUUUGCAUCAGAUAUUCUUGACUUAAUUGUUACUGCCAACGAAUUUUGUCUUCCAACUUUAAUUUCAUGCGUUCAAGAUCAUUUAAUAAAAAAUGAAUCCACUUGGUUACAUCAGAAUCUUGUCAAAACUCUUCAUAUCGAUAUCAAACAAUAUACAAAUCAAGAUUUCUCUGAUCUAAAAAAUACUCUUGAAAAAUGUAUUCCAUUAAUUCGUUUUUAUCAAAUUUCUGCUAAAGAUUUUUACAAAAAAAUUCGAUCUCCCUUUAAAAAAAUCUUAUCCGAAGAUCUUAAUGAAAACAUUUUACAAUAUCACAUGGAUCCGGAAAGUAUUGGUACCAAUUUAAUGUUACCAAGAGGAAUUCAUUGUUCUCCUUUACAAUUAUUUUCUUCACCUUCAUCAAUUUCAGAAACAUCCGAUAGUUUCUUAUUCACAUUUAAUUUCACCUCAUCUCCUUUAAAUUCCUCUAAAUUAAGUAGAAUUGAACCUUGUUAUGUAAAUAGAGCUAUUUAUCUAUCAAAUUAUAAUGGUCCUUGUUUUGGUGAAAGUGAUUUACAUAUGUUAAAUGAUGAAAGAAGUUGGAAAUGCGAAAUUGGUUCUUAUAAAGAAAGUAUUUUUAACGAUAGUGAAUUUUUGGCUGAAGAUUAUGAAGUUUUUCAAGUAGUUUAUGAAAUUUCUACAAAUCUAUCAACUUCAUUUGUCAAUGAUUAA
Diversispora eburnea is the source of this 900-nucleotide messenger RNA. The record is from the annotation of a GenBank genome assembly. NCBI's taxonomy places the organism in Eukaryota, Fungi, Glomeromycota, Glomeromycetes, Diversisporales, Diversisporaceae.